Bemisia tabaci is the source of this 3654-nucleotide messenger RNA. RefSeq lists its product as uncharacterized. The record is from RefSeq and is a predicted model, not a curated record. Gene Ontology annotation, cellular component: nucleolus. NCBI's taxonomy places the organism in Eukaryota, Metazoa, Arthropoda, Insecta, Hemiptera, Aleyrodidae. Gene Ontology annotation, molecular function: nucleic acid binding; zinc ion binding.
UAGAAAAUUAUUUGGAGGUAGGAGGUACUGUCUCCACGUGAUAUAAUUUGUCACACUUUUUCUAUUGCUUUUUCUCCAAAAUCUUACUCUUCUUACCGCUAUAUUUUUUCCCCCUUGAAGUUGUGGAGAAGCUGUGAUCGGAACCAUCUCUACCUCCCAAUCCAAACGGCAAGGCAUCAAUAGUGAAUCGUUCGAUCAGAUUGGUCGCCCAAUCGCUACAUAAAUUGCAUUUCUUCAAUAUGACCCGUUUUGCCCGUGCCAAAGGCUCCAAAGCAUCUAAUGAGAAGUUACCUGAGCCAAGCACUCCAUGGGGAGAGUUACGUAAGCAGAUGCAGUCAUUAUCAAGCAAGCAGAACCCUCCGGAAAAAUCUGACUCUGAAGAAAGCACCAGCUCUAGUGAUGAAGAUGAACAAAGCUCAGCCAAACCCACCGUCGAUCAACCUGAAGAAAAAGUUUGGGCAGAAUUAUCUGCCUCCAAAGAGAAAGAAACAGAAAGUGAGUAUGAUGACUUCUUGGUUGAUGAUGGGACUACUUGCGGCAACUCUUCAAUUCUUCUGUUAAAUCAAUCGCAAAGCAGUGAAAAUGGAGACAGUAAGCCAGUUUUUAAUUCUAAAAUUAGUGCAGAGAAACUAGGAAAUGGACCAUUCAAUAACCGCUCAAAGAAUUUUGAGCCCUCUGGUUUCAAAAAAACAAACUCAAACGGCAUCAUAAGUCGUGGAGACGACUUAAGUUAUACCAUGCUUCUAAAUGGGGAGGUGACAAAAGUAGUCAAUUUUGAGGGGUUCAAUAUUAAAGAGGUAGAUGCAAAAAGAUUGUAUGAACUAAGGAAAAAACUUUACCAGGAAAAAAAAAUUCCACAUGGUGAAAUAGUCCGAACCAUUCAGCUAGAACGUAGAAAAGCUGAGAAAGCUCUUCAGCGAGAAAUGAAGAAUGUCUGUUACAACUGCCGCAAGUCCGGUCAUUUUGUACAAGACUGUCCUGAGUACAAGAAGUCUGUCAAUGAGCCUACUGUAGAAACUGGUAUCUGUUACAAGUGCGGGUCAACAGAACACACUAGCCACGAGUGUCGUUUGAAACAUGGCAGUUUUCGUUUUGCUAAAUGUUUCAUUUGUAAUGAGCAAGGCCAUAUUUCUCGUGAGUGUCCUGAUAACCCUCGUGGUAUUUAUCCAAAAGGAGGGGCAUGCAAAGGGUGCGGAGAUGUAACGCACUUUGCCAAAGACUGCCCAGUUCUAAUCCAAAAAAAGGAAAAGAAACCGUUUACACUUGGAACGUUGAAUAAUAAUGAUAUUGAAGCCUUAGACGAUAAUUUUGGUUCAUCAUCAUCAUCAUCUCAGCCUAGGCAUGAUAAGAAAAGGAGGCAUUCUGGCAUGAAAAGUUUUUAUAGACAAAAAAGACUUAAGAAGUCACACUUUUAGUUAUUGAAAUCAUGUAAGUACCUGAUGUUCAUAACAUUUUUCCUUACUUAAUGUGUUUAUGCCUUUCAAUUUUUCUUCAAUUAAAUAUGUACCUAAGUUGCCAUAAUUUCACUUCCAAGCACUCUCAAAUGAUAGUAGAAAUUGUGAUUAAGUGAGAUAUUAAAUUCUCUCCAUCAGAUUUAAGUAUGAUUCAUAACUGGCAGAGGUCAGUAUUUAUCUAAAUGACAUCUUUUUCUUGCGAUCCACCACAAAUAAAUUUCUGUCCUCCUCAGGAAAUUUCUGUCCAUACAUGAAAUAUCAAUUCACACUUGCUGGAGCAGAUUCUUGCAGUUUAAAAUUGGAUUUUAAAACAAGAAAUGGUUAAAAGGAGGUUGAAAAUUUUUAGGGCAUGGAAAACAAUUGUAUCGGUUUAUUAAAAUCCAUAAGAUGUGAUGGACCAUCUCUUUAAUCCUUCUGUAUUAGAAGACUUUUCUCUCUUCUUUUCUUUGCCAUGAUAGUCGUCCGUUUGAGAUUGUCCUACUGUCUGAAACAUCCUAGAAUUAUUCCUGGAAAGCAAUGAGAAACAUCCGUAGCUGCAUGUAGGUCCUAUGAUUAAUUUUUCUGCAGAAAAUGAGCACUCGGCUGCCUCGUUUGCUAAUAAAUAGCUUUUGUCGCACGUAAAACUAUCCUAAGUUUUCCUAUUAUAUGAACAAAAUUAGCCAAGGCUGGGAUUCAUAUUUCGGCUCUAAUUUUCAUUAUGGCUCUUGCGAUUUUUGAUUAAACAUCACUUCAGUAAGUGAUUUAAGUCUGUAAGUAUUUGUGAUUGAAGUCAUUAAAAUAUUAUAUCAAAGGAGUACUAAUUUUCCCUCUCGGGAAAGCAAUCGCAAAAUUUUAGGGCUGGUUGAAAAUUUUAACUUAGAGUUUUGUAGCCAAUUCAAAAAUACCAUUAAUUAAGUCUUUAGCUUGGAUUAUUUCCAGUAAAAAUACUGUUUCCCAUGAGACAAGAUGCAUGUCAUUUCAGAAGAUGUCGAUUUUUUACUAAAUUGAGCUAAACUAAUCGCAUUCAAGUAUCUGUGAGGGAAUGUCGAAUAGAACCCGAAGUGUCUUAAUGUUUGCCUCUGCUUUAAAUAGGUACACUAUUUUUAAACUUCAAAUGUAUUUCUAAUAAUGUAAUGAAAAGAUCAAUACCUUCAUCCGUGAAAAAUCUCUAUUCUUGUGGUUUAUUUCAGUCGCUCAACAACUUUUAAAGUGGUUUCAGGAAAAUUUAGAAAGUACCUCCGCUUUUCCAUUUCUUUCUUCUGUUUCCAAAUACUCAAGCAAACUAGAUUCUUACGAUUUUAGUUCCAGAUUCAGAAUGGAAUUUGAUUUAGUUGCAAGUUGUCACAAUCACGGAACAUUAGUUUCAAAAAUUGAAGUUCCAUAUUUUUUCGGAACAGUUUCUAUUCAAAUUUUUGGAAGCUUCUGUUGUCGCUUUGGGUUUGAGAUGAAAUCACGCUCCAAGUUUUCUCUGAUUAUGACUAAUUUGUUCCUAGCAGUUGAUCAAAGAUUCAUUUUCUCUGAACAGAGCAUUAAAUCUGACUGUUUUUGAAAAAUAGGCUGUUAUAACUCCAAAAAGCCGUUUGGUUUUCUGAAUCCGAUGAGUUGAUGCUUUUCCAAGUUCCAUCGUCUAGUAACUUAAUACAAAUUGAAAGUCCUCCAUUUUAAGUGUAAUACUUUGGCUUAAGGAAUUCUAUUCCACAAGUUAAAUCAGAUGUGUUUAAAAAUUAUUUGUAGAUUUCUUUUCUAAAUUGGCUGUAAAAGCUGGCUCCUUUAUUUGAUAAAUGUCAUCAAAUUCAUCUCCAGUUAUAAUGAAGUAUUUGCAAGUAUGAACUUUUGCACCACCACAUUUGCUGGUUUUAAACAUUUGUGACCACCCAUAAGGUUUGGUAUCAGGAGAAGCUAGGUAUCGGAAAACUUUGUCACAAUUAAAAGUCCUGGCUGUCCUAUUUCUAGUGAGGCUCACCAACUCACUACUUUGCUUUACAUGUUCGACGAUAAUACAACAGAAGUGGCUAUAGAUAAUGGAUUAAUAUCCUCUAUUUUUAAGGACGUACUAAGACAACCAGGAAUAACCCUUUCAUGCUGAUGUUCCCAUUUUUGCCUAGGUACAAUUUAUUGGCUUCAAAAAUUUAAACAAAAAAAUUGGGCAAUCGCUUUUUGUUGAUGGAAAAACCAAGAAUACACCCGAUGUUUUUCAAUAAAUUGUGUACUGAAUAUUUUA